Molecule: messenger RNA, 1281 nt
Organism: Sipha flava (yellow sugarcane aphid)
Lineage: Eukaryota; Metazoa; Arthropoda; Insecta; Hemiptera; Aphididae
Product: protein drumstick-like
Exons: 3
Coding region: 842-1099 (85 amino acids)
Biological process (GO): embryonic hindgut morphogenesis; embryo development; embryonic pattern specification
Cellular component (GO): nucleus
Molecular function (GO): RNA polymerase II transcription regulatory region sequence-specific DNA binding; DNA-binding transcription factor activity, RNA polymerase II-specific
Source: RefSeq, a predicted model, not a curated record
CCGCCGCCGCCGCCGCCGCUGCUGCCGUUGCUGCCGCUGCCGCCGUAGCGCGCGCGCGCACACACACGCACACACGCGCACACUCGCAUACGCGUGCGCACGACCGCCGCCGCCGCGUAGAGACCGCUUCUGACUUUCGUGUGCUACAGUCCAGUGAGUUCCGCAAUAAUCACCACUUACCGCGGUCGUCAUCGUCGUCGUCGUGCACCGCAGCAGUGCACACGCAUAACUACGCUGUGCCUACGUCUUCGUAUCAACACAACGACGUCUCGUCUUGCACCGCGCAUGUGUACCGCGGUAGAAGUCCCGUUUUGUUUAUUCAUUUAAUACAACCGCGCGGUACACGUACAGUAGUGCAGUACAACGGUUCGUCGCCGUCUUACCGUCUCCGCCGUGCUCUGAUCCGCACGGGCCCACUCGCUCGUUCGCGCCCAGUUCACCCAGGCGGCUCUCUCACACACACACACACACACACACACACACACAUAUAUACACACACUUACGUACCAUCGCAGUGUCAUCGGGGAGAUCGGCAGAUUUUUCGUUUUUUUUCUUUCGAUCUUUUCGUACAGGUAUUUUUAUUUUUUCAAUUUCCGCUCCGUCGGAUCUACCGUAAAUAGAAUACCGGCAGAAAAAUCGCUGCCGCCGACAACAACACGUCGUGAACAUAACACACCUAAUAUUGUCGUAAUACAUUCGGUGAACGUUCACGGGAAGCCACAGCCGCCGCUGCGCACCACCACCACCAUCACCACCGCGGUCGCGUCCCCGUACGCGGCAAAGUCCACGGACACGAUCGGCUCGCGGAGCAUCACAGGGACGCUGCGGCCCCGUCGUCAUCAUGUACGCGGUAAUACAGCUCGACUCGGAGAACCACCGGCUCCGGCCCAAAAGGGUCAAAAUGGAGUUCGUGUGCAAGUACUGCAACCGGACGUUCAACAAGCACUAUUCGCUGCUAAUACACGAGCGCAACCAUCUGCCGACGGUCAAUUACCGGUGCGAGAUGUGCUACAAGUCGUUCAAGCGGCAGGACAGCCUGCAGCAACACAGAUCAACUCAUAGUCCAAAUUACAGAGCUGGGUACGCAUUGCAGCUUUGAAAAAAAUUGUGAUAUGCUAAAAUAUUGGCAAACUGUUCUAAUGAAGUAUAUGUAGAUAGACACUAACUAGGUAGUUGUUAAUUUGUAAAACUAAUGAGAUUAGAUUUGAGCAGACUGGUCAAUUUUUACUUUUUGAAUUCAAAAAACUACACAUUUGUAAAGAAUAUUAAACAAAAUGUUUU